Molecule: messenger RNA, 2306 nt
Organism: Heterobilharzia americana
Lineage: Eukaryota; Metazoa; Platyhelminthes; Trematoda; Strigeidida; Schistosomatidae
Source: the annotation of a GenBank genome assembly
UGGAAAUCGGAUCUGACCCGCCUAUUUCAGACUUGACCUUGGCGCCAUUUAACGAUUUCUGUUUACUUAUUCUAUCAAAUGCCAUGAAAUAAAAUGAGUCAAAAGGAUGUCAAUAAGGUGGUAACGGUUGUUGCCUACUUGUGUCAAGGAGAUAAAUCGAAGGAGAUAUCCUAUACUGACGCCAAAGUAAUCGGCAAUGGAUCGUUUGGAGUUGUCUAUCAAGCCAGACUUCUAGAGUCUGAUGAAAUUGUUGCUGUUAAGAAAGUUUUACAAGACAGGCGUUUCAAGAAUCGAGAGUUACAAAUCAUGAGACAACUGGAUCAUCCCAACAUUGUGCAGUUGAAAUAUUUCUUUCAUUUUGUGGGUGAGAGAAAAGAUGAUGUGUAUUUGAAUUUGGUUCUUGAAUUCAUCCCAGAAACAGUUUAUCGUGUUGCUCGACGAUAUGCACGUCAAAAGGAAACAAUCCCAAUUUUAUUUGUCAAGCUUUAUAUGUACCAACUAUUUCGCAGUUUGGCUUAUAUACAUCAUAAGGGUAUUUGUCAUCGAGAUAUUAAACCACAGAAUUUACUUUUAAAUCCAACUACAGCCGUUUUAAAAUUAUGCGAUUUUGGGAGUGCAAAGGUUCUAGUUCGUGGUGAACCCAAUGUUUCCUACAUAUGUUCUCGUUAUUAUCGAGCUCCUGAGCUAAUAUUUGGUGCCGUGGACUACACUUGUCAGAUAGAUAUCUGGUCAGCUGGAUGUGUACUUGCUGAACUUUUACUCGGUCAACCUAUUUUUCCUGGAGAAAGUGGUGUAGAUCAACUGGUAGAGAUUAUUAAAGUUCUAGGCACUCCCUCACGUGAACAAAUCCAUGAAAUGAACCCUGACUAUCGAGAAUUCAAGUUCCCACAGAUUAAACCACAUGUAUGGUCCAAAGUUUUUCGUCCUCGUGUUCCAUCAGAAGCAAUUCAAUUAGUAUCACAAUUACUGGAUUAUACACCUUCAAAGCGUUUAGAACCAUUAGAUGCUUGUUUACAUUGUUUUUUCAAUGAGUUAAGACAAGAAGAAACUACACUACCUAAUGAUAGACCUUUACCUCCAUUGUUUAAUUUAACACCCUAUGAAAUGACAAUGCGAGAUGAUAUGUACAAAUUCCUUUCACCAUCUCGAUUACCUGGAGGAUCUGAGUCAUCUAUACCACCUGUUUCAAAUAUUUCAUUAGUCGAACAACAAAGUUGCAAAGAAUUAUCAGAUGGUGUAAUAGUUACUGGUUUCACUGGUCAUAGUAGUAGUGGUGGCGGUGGCGGUGGUGGUGGUGAUAUUGUAGACCAAGAUCAUAAUGCUUCUACAUCAGAAGGAGGAAGUAAAUUAACAGAUUCACAAAUUAGAUCAGGUAUAAUUGCUCCAUCUGGUAGUUCAAAUAAUUUACAAUUAACUUCAGACAAUAAUAAUAAUAGUAAUACUAACAAGAUUGAUAUACCUCAACAAUCUAAAGAGAUUUUUAAUAAAGAAUCAGAAUCCAGGGAGGUUCAAGAUGCUAGUACUUAGAUAUAACUGUUAUAUUUCAUCUCUUUCUACUGUUUGAUGCAUAUUGGAAAGAAAAUAAAUAAAUAAAUAUUAUUCAGUUUAGAUUUCAAUAAAAAUGAAAUGAUUAAGUAUGUUGUAAAGUAAGUAGUUUGACUCAGGUUUCUAUGAUAAAUCAGUCAUAUUCCUUAUAUAAUAUUCAUCACAUCCAAUAAUGUACAAAUAAAUAAAUUUUUUUUUUGAAGAAAAAAAAAUGCUCAUCUACUUAUUCACAAUUGUAAAAACAUCUAUUCAACAAAAUGAAAAUUGUAUACUCAUUCGUCUUAUAAAAAAUGACAAUCAUCAUCAUAUUAAUGUUCAUAAAUAAUAAUAAUAAUAAGUGAGUAAUACUGUAAACAUUACUAAGCAUUGAAUUAUAUUUCCAAUGUCUCUUCAAUCUUUUCCAUAGUCAUUAUCACUGUUGGAUAGAUAGAUAGACAGACAGACAGGUCGGUAGGAUUUACUUAGACAAUAUAAAUUAUUAUAAUUGAACUACUUAAGAUAUUCUAUUCAUAAAUUGAUAGGCAUGGUGUUACUAUCCUCAUUUUCGCUUUCAUUCUUCUUCUUCUCCUUUUUUUUCUUUCUUGUUGUCUAAAAGGUGUUUGUUAUCAUGUUAAUUAAGAAAUUAUUGGACAUUGAUCAUCAUAUCAGCUUUUAUAAUUUGUUAUCUUUGUGCUUAUUUAUUUAUAAUCUUAUUGUUCGAAUUAUUGAAUGAUUCUUUUAUGUGUGGUUGGAUCUGUUUACCAUUCCUAUUUCUUUAUAUA